Messenger RNA from Haliotis rubra (blacklip abalone), 1544 nucleotides. RefSeq names its product serine/threonine-protein kinase Chk2-like. Gene Ontology annotation, molecular function: protein serine/threonine kinase activity; ATP binding; protein binding. The record is from RefSeq and is a predicted model, not a curated record. Gene Ontology annotation, cellular component: nucleus; cytoplasm. Bases 10 to 1539 code for a protein of 509 amino acids. NCBI's taxonomy places the organism in Eukaryota, Metazoa, Mollusca, Gastropoda, Lepetellida, Haliotidae. The transcript is spliced from 16 exons. Gene Ontology annotation, biological process: mitotic DNA damage checkpoint signaling; protein phosphorylation.
UCCCACGCUAUGAGCGGUUUAUCCGGGGCAAUAGAACCGUGUGUAUACCCAGGUACAUCGGCCGGACGUGCUUGUGACAGUGGGACAAGCCAGGGCACCAUACCAUCAAGCAUGGAGACGCUACCAAGCGACAUGGUCGACGGCGAAUACAGCGAGGAAGAUGACAUGGAGGAGACGUGGGGCCGAUUGUUUCCUCUGGGGGCAAGCUUCGUUGCAGUCGACUUGGUGAAAGAUGAGUAUACGUUUGGCAGGGGAGACAACUGUGAUGUGUCUUUCAAUGGGACUUCAUCAGCACGGAAGAACCAGUGUUUCCAAGCCUACAGCAAAGUUCAUUUCAAGCUAAUCAGGCAAAACACCAGCACAGGUGUUCAUGUGUUCCUUGAAGACAACAGCAGCAAUGGCACUUUCAUCAAUGGAGAGAAAGUUGGAAAAGGCAACAAGCAGGUUUUGAACAACAAUGAUGAAAUAUCUCUGGCAUUAAAGAAGAACAAAGCGUAUGUAUACAUGGACCUGAAGUCAAAUGAAGAUGCAGAUUUACCCAAAGAACUGACAGAAAAAUACACACUAACAAAGACUCUUGGAAGGGGUGCUUGUGGGGAGGUGAGGUUAGCCUUUGCGAAAGGAUCAUGUGAAAAGUAUGCAUGCAAGAUAAUCUCCAAGAAGAAAUUCUCAGUUGGAGGGAAGUCACAGUUAAACAUGGCUUCCCAGGUUAUGAGCGAAGUGAAAAUACUGAAAGCAUUAAAACAUCCGUGUAUUAUCAGAAUCGAGGACUUGAUAGACAAUCCUGACACUCUCUACAUCCUCCUCGAGCUUGUGGAAGGGGGAGAGCUGUUUGACCGGGUGGUUAGCGUGGGGCAGUUUGAUGAGCCCACAGCCAAACUUCUCUUCUACCAGAUGGUUGCUGCCUGUAAGUACUUGCACGACCAGGGCAUUACUCAUCGAGACUUGAAGCCAGAAAAUAUAUUGUUGGCCUCUGACUCAAAUGACACUGUGAUAAAGGUGACAGAUUUUGGAUUAUCGAAGUUUGUUGAUGCUGGGUCUCUGAUGAAGACGUUCUGUGGCACGCCCACCUACCUGGCACCAGAGAUCCUGAUCACCGCUGGAAGUGGAACAUACACCAAAGCCAUUGAUGCCUGGAGUCUGGGAGUUAUCCUGUUUAUUAUGCUGUCUGGCUAUCCACCUUUCUCUGAUGAGAGGAAGGACAUGGACCUCCCCAAACAGAUCAUGGGCGGCCACUUCAGCUUCCCCACACAGUACUGGGAGGGGGUGCCAGAAGCAGCCAUAGAUUUGAUCAAGAAGCUGAUGACGGUGGAUCCAAAGAAGAGAAUCACACUGUCUGAGGCCUUGCAACAUCCAUGGUUUAGGGAUGAGGAGAUGAAGAUCAAGGCCAAUAAACUGAUGUACCCAGAAGCAGACGGAAUGGUCCCCCCAACAAUGGUGCCUGUGGGAAAGAAGAGGACGAUGGAUGGUUGUGGUGACGAGCCGCCUACAAAACGGAAAGGCUCCGCGGACACCACUUCACCUCCCGAGACGCCCUGAACAAA